Molecule: messenger RNA, 1500 nt
Organism: Gaeumannomyces tritici R3-111a-1
Lineage: Eukaryota; Fungi; Ascomycota; Sordariomycetes; Magnaporthales; Magnaporthaceae
Product: averantin oxidoreductase
Exons: 4
Coding region: 1-1500 (499 amino acids)
Molecular function (GO): oxidoreductase activity, acting on paired donors, with incorporation or reduction of molecular oxygen; monooxygenase activity; heme binding
Source: RefSeq, a predicted model, not a curated record
AUGGAUUUUCUUAGUGCAGUGUUUCUGUCACAGGUGCUCCUGUCGACUGCGGUUGGCCUGUUCGUCCUCCGUGCCGCCUACUACGCGUGGCUGCACCCCCUCGCAAAGUACCCCGGCCCAUGGUACGCAAAGACCACGCACCUGGUCUACUACGCCAUCGAGUGCAGGGGCCAGCUGAUCCCCUGGAUCUGUCGGCAGCACGCGCGCUACGGCCCGACGGUGCGGCUGGGCCCCGAGCGUCUCAGCUUCACGUCCGCCGAGGCCUGGGCCGACAUCUACGGCGGACGCGGGCGCGGCGCCAACCCGCGCGCCCACUCCUUCCCCCGGGAUCCCUGGUGGACCGACGGCCUCGACAGCAUCAACUCCAAGGGUGUGCGUAGCAUGGCCACGCACAGAGACGGCGCCGAGCACGCCCGCCUGCGCCGCAUUUUCAGUCCCGCCUUCUCCGAGCAGGCCCUGCGCCGCCAGGCCAGCAUGCUGGCACGCCACGCCGACGCGUUGGUGGCGCGCAUUAGGGCCGACUCCGAGGCCGGCGCCAUCGACGCGGUGCGCGUCUUCAACUUUGCUACGUUUGACAUUACGACCGAGAUUGUGUUUGGCGAGUCGCUGGGCAUGCUGGCCGAUGGUAGAUACGUGCCGUGGGUGGCCAACGUCUUCAGCUCCUUCAAGAGCAUGGUCUUCGUCGCCUUCCCGGCAGCCCGCCUCGGCCGCGCCGCGCGCUUCAUAAAACGCCACCUCCUGCCCGCGUCUUUCCGGCGGCUCAUGGACUCGCACAUGCGCUUCGUGCGCGACCGCGUCGACGCGCGCCUGGACCGGCCGUCGGACCGGCCGGACCUGUGGAACCUGGUGCUGGCCGACGAAAAGGCGCCGCUCACGCGCCACGAGAUGUACAGCAACGCCGCGGCCUUUGUGCUGGCCGGUUCCGAGACGUCGGCGACCCUGCUGAGCGCGCUGACCUACCUGCUGCUCCGGGGCCCCCAGCGCAUGCACCGCCUCGUGCGGGAGAUCCGUUCUUUCGGGUCGGAGGACGACAUGACGCUGGAGGCGCUGGCGCAGAUGGAAUAUCUGAACGCAUGUAUUAGCGAGGGCCUGCGCGUUUUUCCACCUCUGCCCACUUCCGGCCCGCGUGUUGUGCCCCGGGAGGGUGGCAUCGUCUGUGGAGAUUUUGUUCCUGGGGGUACCCAUGUCGGUAUCUACCACUACGCCGCCUACCACUCGCCCGCAAACUUUGAGGAGCCGGACUCGUUUCUCCCAGAACGGUGGCUCCCCGGCUCAGGAUUUCGCGACAAGAAGGAGGCCUAUGAGCCCUUUUCGAUCGGGCCGCUGAACUGCAUUGGACAGAGUCUGGCAUACCACGAGAUGCGUCUUCUCAUGGCCAAGGUGCUCUGGCAUUUCGACCUUGAGCUGCUCCCGCAGUCGGCCGACUGGGCUGAGCGUUGCGAGGUGUAUACCCUUUGGGAUAAGCCGCCUCUGAUGGUGCAGGCGUGCGCAGUGCGAUAG